Dioscorea cayenensis subsp. rotundata (Guinea yam) is the source of this 1888-nucleotide messenger RNA. Its product is annotated as pyrophosphate--fructose 6-phosphate 1-phosphotransferase subunit alpha-like. Gene Ontology annotation, molecular function: 6-phosphofructokinase activity; ATP binding; diphosphate-fructose-6-phosphate 1-phosphotransferase activity. Gene Ontology annotation, cellular component: cytosol. Lineage: Eukaryota; Viridiplantae; Streptophyta; Magnoliopsida; Dioscoreales; Dioscoreaceae. Gene Ontology annotation, biological process: response to glucose; photosynthesis; glycolytic process. The record is from RefSeq and is a predicted model, not a curated record. Bases 18 to 1862 code for a protein of 614 amino acids. The transcript is spliced from 19 exons.
UCUACUCUCGAUCUUCAAUGGGUUUUGGAGGAGCCAUGGAGAUGUCGCCAUUGCAGAAGCAGCGGAGCCUUUACCGCCCUGAGCUCCCUCCCUGCCUUCAUGGAUCACAUAUUCAUAGUGAGUUUGGUGAUGCAACAACAGUUGCAGAUCCCUUGGAUGCACAAUCUAUACAGAGAUCCUUUCCUCACACUUUCGGUCAGCCACUAAUACAUAUCUCCCACUCAUCCAGUGCAACUCUUCCUGUGGUCCAUGACGUGAAACAGAAAUCACCAAUCAGGGUUGGGGUUGUCUUCUGUGGUCGUCAAUCGCCAGGAGGCCACAAUGUCAUCUGUGGGAUCCGUGAUGCUAUGAAGUUGCAUAAUCCUGAGAGCACCUUGAUAGGAUUUUGCGGAGGAACAGAAGGUUUGUUUGAAAAUAAAACAACAGAAAUCACAGAUGAUGUUGUUUCAGUUUAUUGCAAUCAAGGGGGUUAUGAUAUGCUUGGAAGGACAAAGGAUCAGAUAAGAACAAAUGAACAAGUCAAAGCUGCUUUAGAUACUUGCAAAACAUUGGAAUUAAAUGGACUUGUAAUUAUUGGAGGUGUCACAUCCAAUACGGAUGCAGCUCAACUUGCUGAGACAUUUGCAGAAGAAAAAUGUCCAACCAAGGUUAUUGGUGUACCUGUCACCUCCUAUGGUGAUUUGAGGAACCAAUUCGUUGAAGCCAAUGUUGGAUUUGAUACUGUUUGCAAGGUUAAUUCUCAACUCAUUAGCAAUUUGUGCACAGAUGCUCUUUCUGCUGAGAAGUAUUACUAUUUUAUUCGUCUAAUGGGAAGGAAAACAUCUCAUGUUACUUUGGAAUGUGCCCUCCAAUCUCAUCCAAAUAUGGUUGUUCUUAGUGAGGAGGUUGCUUCUUCCAAGCUUACCCUAUUUGAUAUAACCAAAAGAAUUUGUGAUGCAGUUCAAGCUAGAGCAGAAAAAGACAAAUAUCAUGGCGUUAUACUUUUGCCAGAGGGACUUGUUGAAAGCAUACCUGAAGUGUAUGCCCUUUUGCAGGAGAUACAUGUUCUUAUGAAGAAAGGUGUUUCUGCUGAUGGCAUUUCCACGCAGUUGUCUCCAUGGGCAUCAGCUUUAUACCAGUCUUUGCCACCAUUUAUCAAGAAGCAGCUUCUUCUUUCUCCUGAUUCAGAUGAAUCGGCACAACUGUCUCAGAUUGAAACUGAAAAGCUUUUAGCUCAACUAGUUGAGGCAGAGAUGGAUGCGCGUUCAAAAAGUGGCAAGUACAAAGGUAAAAAGUUCAAUUCUAUUUGUCAUUUCUUUGGUUAUCAGGCAAGGGGUUCACUACCAUCAAAAUUUGACUGUGAUUAUGCUUAUGUCCUCGGACAUGUUUCUUAUCAUCUUGUUUCUGCUGGUGUUAAUGGUUAUAUGGCAACUGUAACAAACCUCAGAAAUGAUGUGAUGAAAUGGCGUUGUGGUGGCGCUCCAUUGACUGCUAUGAUGACUGUACAGAGGUCCUUAUGUGGUCCUGGGACAUGCUUACUUGGGAAACCAUCAAUUCAUCCUGUGGAGGUGAACUUGAAGUCUAAAGCAUACGAGGCAUUGGUUCAUGAUGCUGAGAAGUUCUUGAUGAAUGAUUUAUACAGUAAUCCAGGUCCCCAUCAGUACAAAGGUCCAGGUUCUUGCAGCAAGGCCAUAAGCCUGACUGUGGAGGAUCAGGAUUACAUGGGAAGAGUAGAAGAGUUGCAAGCAUAUCUUGAAAAGGUGAAAAAGAUAGCGAAACCGGGUUGUUCAGAGGAAGUCCUGAAGGCAGCUUUGAGCACAAUGGCCUCACUGGUUGACAUCUUAUCUCUCAUGUCUCCUGCUCCGAAAGCCAGUCUUCUAUGAGUCAUAAUACUCUUUGUGUCGCCUUA